Pararge aegeria (speckled wood butterfly) is the source of this 2074-nucleotide messenger RNA. It is a transcript of the gene Tpst, whose product is annotated as protein-tyrosine sulfotransferase. The transcript is spliced from 2 exons. Lineage: Eukaryota; Metazoa; Arthropoda; Insecta; Lepidoptera; Nymphalidae. Bases 335 to 1288 code for a protein of 317 amino acids. Gene Ontology annotation, molecular function: protein-tyrosine sulfotransferase activity. The record is from RefSeq and is a predicted model, not a curated record. Gene Ontology annotation, cellular component: Golgi apparatus. Gene Ontology annotation, biological process: peptidyl-tyrosine sulfation.
UCUGUGUUGACAGUUAACUUGACGUUUAGUAUAAAUUACAAAGCGGAUUGAAAAAUAAUUCCACUUCAUCGAAAUCAUUUAAAUUUGUAUCAAAUCUAGUGGACGCUUUCGGUGUUUCAUUCUUGUUUCGGAAAUAUUAUCCGUUUGGGUAUUAUUUGUAACCGCAUUUGUUUUAUAACGUAAUAGAAAAAUAAUAAAUAGAGAAAUUUCUCUUUGCUGUAAUUGUUUUUUCGACAGAUAUGUGUUGGCAAAAAAUAAAAAACAAUUUCACUGUUGCAGUGUAGGUUAAUGUAGUGUGGUCGGAGCGGCACAUCUGCAGCUGCGGGCCGGCGCCAUGUGGCGGCGCUGGCGGCUGGCGGCGGCGCUGGCCGCGGCGCUGUGGCUGCUGUGGGCGCUGCGCGCGCGCGAGCCGGCGCCGCGCGCGCUGGUGGCGGGGCGCGAGCUGCCGCUCAUCUUCAUCGGCGGCGUGCCGCGCUCGGGCACCACGCUCAUGCGCGCCAUGCUGGACGCGCACCCCGACGUGCGCUGCGGCCAGGAGACGCGCGUGGUGCCGCGCAUCCUGCAGAUGCGCCAGCACUGGCUGCGCUCGCAGAAGGAGAGCGUGCGCCUCGAGCAGGCGGGCGUCAGCAAGGCCGUGCUGGACAACGCCAUCGCCGCCUUCUGCCUCGAGGUCAUCGUGCGCCACGGCGAGCCGGCGCCGCGCCUGUGCAACAAGGACCCGCUGGUGCUGAAGAUGGGCACCUACGUGCUGGAGCUGUUCCCCAACGCCAAGUUCGUGUUCAUGGUGCGCGACGGGCGCGCCACCGUGCACUCCAUCAUCACGCGCAAGGUCACCAUCACGGGCUUCGACCUGACGUCGUACCGGCAGUGCCUCGCCAAGUGGAACCACGCGGCCGAGCUCAUGCUGGCGCAGUGCCGCGCGCUGGGCGCGCGCUGCCUGCUGGUGCGCUACGAGGCGCUGGUGCUGGCGCCGCGCGCCACCAUGCGCGCCGUGCUGCGCUUCCUGGCGCUGCCCUGGGCCGACGCCGUGCUGCACCACGAGCGCUACAUCAACCAGCCGCACGGCGUGGCGCUGUCGGGCGUGGAGCGCUCGUCCGACCAGGUGGUGCGGCCCGUCAACCGCGACGCGCUGGCGCAGUGGGUGGGCCGCCUGCCGCCCGACGUGCUGGCCGACAUGGCGGAGCUGGCGCCCAUGCUGUCGGUGCUGGGCUACGACCCGUGGGCCAACCCGCCGCGCUACGAGGCGCUGGCCGACGCGGCCGAGGAGCCCGCCGAGCCCCCGCCCUAAUAUACGCGUUGCAUCCUUCGUAGCCUUUCAUUUGCGUCCUACCACGCGAGCUAGUCGCGUCUGCGAUCUCACCUCUUUAGUAUGGCAGCUAUGGCCUAGAAUUCGGGAGCGAGCCCGGGACGUCGCCUUCCGAGUUUGAGCUCAGCGCUGCGCCAGCGGCAGCUGGGAGCGGUCGUUGUCCAAUCGGCGACUUAGUGAAAUGCAAUUCCCCGAAAUCCCAGUGUUUGUGGUCUUAACGGUUUUGAAAUGGUUUGAAAAAGAACAAACCUAACGCGAGGGGCCAGCGAGCGGUGGACAUUGAACCGAACUUCCCUUUCAUUAUAUGAUAUUAUAAAUUAUAAUAAAUAAUAUUUAUUUUCGUUAUUAAUAAGUAGAAUAUUCUGUAUUUGAUUUGACCAUAUUUGUUUCCUUUUUAAAUUCAGUAAUUUGAUUGGAAACCAUCCGGUUUCCACUCUGUUUUCGGUCUGGUUGUAAACCCCAAUGUCUUGUAUGUAUGAACUGCCGAAUGAACGAACGAAACGAAAGUAAACUCUUCCAGCCCAGACAGUUGCGGUGGUUCCACAGCGACUAUGAGCAGGGUUUUGUUUAGGAAAUAAUUAGCAUUAAGUUGCUCUUGCAUGACUUAAUCGUGUGCUUGUGUUUGUGUACUCAUAAACGUAGUAUGUACAUAUCGUGUUGAAUAAUCUGAAUCUCAUUUUGUCUUGUGUCUCUGUAAUUACGUUAGCUCUAUAGUAAGAGGAUCGCAGAAAUUUAAAAACAAAUUAAAGAUAUUUAUUAUGGUUCUUA